Adineta ricciae is the source of this 2370-nucleotide messenger RNA. The record is from the annotation of a GenBank genome assembly. NCBI's taxonomy places the organism in Eukaryota, Metazoa, Rotifera, Eurotatoria, Adinetida, Adinetidae.
AUGGUCAAUGCUGGCUUAGUCGAAGCUAUUCUUCGUGAACAAAAUAAUCCUGGUUGUUCAACAACACGGCAAAUUCGAGAUUUGUAUAAUAGCCGUUCAGGCGACGAUCCAAUUAUUCCACAAUCAGAUGAAGAUAAACAAUUUCAAAAACUACUUUUAAAAGCACUCGAAGAAUGUCCUGUUGAGGGUGGUGAAGUUGACAAUGACGACGAAGACGAUGAAGACAAUGAUGAUGAACCAAUAUCAUAUACGGUGAAAUUGAAAGAUAGUGAUGAAACCGUCACGCCAACGAUGAAACAUCGUUCAAUUAUUAAACUAUCCAAAGAAUCAAAGUCGCAAAGCGAUAGUGAUGAAUCAUCUAGUGAUUCAGAGAAAACAACAGUCACGAACAAACCAUUUUCUCCAUUAUUUUUAAACAAUAUGAAAAAGUUCGGUGUAUCAUCAGACUGGCUUGCUAAACGAUCGAAUUCACUUCGGCAAUCAGCGUAUUCACUUUCGUCAGUCAAAUCGAAUACAAGUAAACUUGAUGCUAUGAUCAAAAGUGCUUCAGCGAAACCAGUACGAUCCAAUCGAAAGUUAUCGUUUGUCGAAGGCGCAACAUCAACGAAAGUGGAAGCAGAUAAAGAAAAUGCUGAUCCAGCAAGUGAAACGAACAAUGAUCAGAAAGAUGAUGAACAAGAAAUAGAAGAAGAAGUCAAAGAUGCAGCAGCGACAUCAUCAGAACCUCCUGCACAUGAUCUAAGUAGUGAAGUCAAUGAAAAUGAAAAAGAUUCUGAACGAUCGUCACCUUCGAAAGACUUUUCACUUCGGAUUCCACGCAUUGAUCUUCCAAGCGAAGAGAAGAAACGUCCUUCGAAAAGAUCCAGUUCAUCCGCAUCUUCGUUAUCAGAUGAAGAAGUAAAACCAGAAAAGCCGAAACCGAAACUGAAAAAGCGCGCCAAGAAAGAAGCAUCGAGCAAAAAAGCAACUCCUAAACGAUCGUACAAAAAGAAAGUCAAAGAUGAAUCUGCGGCUACGAACGAAACGAAACCUUCACCAGAGAAAGAUGACGGCGACAAAUCAGUGGAAUUCGAAGAGCAAAAAGACGUUUCAGAGAAAAAUGAAGAAGAUGAGUCAGCAAAAUCAACUGACGUAAAGAAAUCUAUUCAAAACAAAGACACAUCAAGCAAAAAAGCGACUCCUAAACGAUCGUACAAAAAGAAAGUCAAAGAUGAAUCAGCGGCUACGAAAGAAACGAAACAUUCGUCAAAGAAAGAUGACAAUGAUACAUCGAUGGAAAUCGACGAAGAAGAUGAAUCAGGAAAAGUGACUGAGACAAAGAAGUCCAGUGAAAAGAAAGAAACACCAAAUAAAAAAGCGACUUCUAAACGAUCGUACAAGAAGAAAGCCAAGGAUGAACAUGUGACUACAAGCGAACUAAGACCUUCGCCACAGAAAGAUGACAAUGAUACAUCGAUGGAAAUCGACGAAGACGACGAAUCAGCAAAAGUGACCGAGACAAAGAAGUCCAGUGAAAAGAAGAACAUGUCGGAUAAAAAAGCGACUCCUAAACGAUCGUACAAGAAGAAAGCCAACGAUGAACCAACGGCUGAAACCGAAACGAAACUUUCACCAAAGAAAGAUGACAAUGAUACAUCGAUAGAAGUCGACGAAGAAGAUGAAUCAGCAAAAGUGACCGAGACAAAGAAGUCCAGUGAAAAGAAGAACAUGUCAGAUAAAAAAGCGACUCCUAAACGAUCGUACAAAAAGAAAUCCAACGAUGAACCAACGGCUGAAACCGAAACGAAACUUUCACCAAAGAAAGAUGACAAUGAUACAUCGAUGGAAAUUGAAGAGGAAAAAGAUACUGCAGAGAAAAAUGAAGAAGAUGAGUCUGCAACAACAACUGAUACAAAGAAAGCAGGUCAAAAGAAAGAUAAAGCUGACCAAGAACAAUCACGUGUUGAACAUCUAAAGAAAUUACUCCGCAUAUCUGGUAUUCGUCAUAUGAUUAAAAAGUCGGAAUUAGAUGAAUUCUCAUCACAUAAGGCAAAGAUUAAAUUUUUGAAAUCACUUUUCGAUCAAGCAGGAUAUACGGGUAAUUUAUCAAUUAAAGAGUGCCAGAAAUUUCGUGAAAAACGUGAUACAGAAAAAGAACUAUUGGAAAUUCAACAGAGUACCGUUGAUGUCAAAGGAUACGUCAAAGGCGGUCGAACAUUACGCGGUCAAGGCCGAGUAACAACUGAUUCGGAAAUAGAUAAUAAACGAAAACGAGUUGCAAGCAGCGAAGUAGAAGACAACGAAGAUUCAUCCGACAGCGAUAAGCCAAUCACAAAGAAACGACGAGUUCUGCAAAUGGAGGCGUCACCUGAGAUUAGCGACAAUGAAUAG